Lottia gigantea (owl limpet) is the source of this 1720-nucleotide messenger RNA. RefSeq lists its product as hypothetical. The transcript has 7 exons. Lineage: Eukaryota; Metazoa; Mollusca; Gastropoda; Lottiidae. Gene Ontology annotation, biological process: endoplasmic reticulum to Golgi vesicle-mediated transport. Bases 1 to 636 code for a protein of 211 amino acids. Gene Ontology annotation, cellular component: membrane; trans-Golgi network. The record is from RefSeq and is a predicted model, not a curated record.
AUGGCCGACGUGGAAUUUCUUUCGGAGCAGACGAAUGAAGAAUACCUACAAGGAGAUAUAACAGUGCCUGGUUUGGCUAAAAGUGAUGAAGAUCUUUCUACUCUGGAUGAACCUGUUAAGGAUACAGUGUUGAGAGAUUUAAAAGCUGUUGGUGAAAAAUUCUUCCAUGUUUUAUACCCAAAAACCAGUAAAACUUUACUUAAAGAAUGGGAUCUGUGGGGCCCAUUAAUUCUCUGUGUAUUUAUGGCAAUGUUGCUACAAGGAGGAGGUGAAGGUCAACCAGAAUUUGCAGAAGUGUUUGUGAUAUAUUGGAUAGGAGCUGUUAUUGUUACUUUGAACACUAAAUUACUGGGAGGUAAUAUCUCAUUCUUUCAGAGUGUAUGUGUAUUAGGAUAUUGUGUGACACCAUUAGCUGUAGCUCUAUCUGUGUGUCGUAUCAUACUAAUAGCCAAUCAAACCACAGCUCUAUUUAUUAUUCGAUUUGUCUUUGUUGUUUUGGGAUUCGGCUGGUCAACUUUUGCUUCAACAGCAUUUCUUGGUGAAUGUCAGCCACCUAAGCGUAAAGUGCUAUCAUUGUACCCAAUAUUUUUAUUUUAUUUUGUAAUAAGCUGGUUGAUAAUCUCUCAUACACAUUAAUAACAUAACUACAUUGGGUUUUGUUUGUACAGCAGUGGGUGAUGAAGUAAACAUAUGUUAAAUAUUAUAGAGUGGGGCAUGACAUGCUCACCAUUCAGGAACACUGUUGCUAUUAUGUAACUGGGUUUAUUGAUUUAACGUACUUUCAGACAGUUCACAUACCAUUUUGGGUAUUUUUUAACAGAAUGCAUGAGUAGAGCAUACUACUGUUUCAAGAACACUAUUGUCAUUCUGUGAUUGGGUUCUGAGUGACAACUCAUGGAAAUCGUAAUGUAUAAAAUGACACAUAUACAGUAAAGGGGCAGAAAUAAACCUAGGUGGUGCAUUAUGGGGCAAAUGAGGUCACUUUCCACAACCUCCCUGGAAAAAUGGAUCAAAUUUAAAAAGCAGUUUACUUAAUGCUUAUAUUUAUCACUGAAAUAACUGUUACAUAUUUAUUCAGAUAUUCCUUAUAAUGUACCAUUUCAAAUUUUCGAAAUUUUUUUUGCCUCAAUUAGGGGUUUAACCCCCCCUAACAAAAAAUUUGCUGACGCCCUUCAGUGCAUUGAUGCAUCUAAUAUCUUGUGUGGGAUAGAUAUAUAUCCAUGAUAGAGUGUUGUGGAGAUACUUUAAUUGUACUAACUGGGGAAAUUAAUGGGUGGUUAUUGAGUUUUGUAAAUUGUUUUCUCUCUCAGUUAUAGUUUAAAACUUUUAUUGUAUUUAUGAGUAGCUGUUCAAUUUAAAUAUGAAUAUAUUUAUAUUAUAUUGAUAAUAUCAUGGGGGAUUAAAUGACCCUAGAACUAUUUGAUAUAAAGUUUUGUCUUUAUUUAUUGCCUUGUUGAUUUCUGUUAUCUAUUUUUCCUUAUGAUUUGAUGUAAAUACUUUGUUAAUGUUUAAAUGAAUGAAUGAAUGAAUGAAUAAUGAAUGAAUGAAUGAAUGAAUAUUAGAGUAAAUGAAUGUGGAAAAAUUGAGUGAGUGAGUGAGUGAAUGAAUGAAUGAGGAAAUGAACGAAUGAGUGUUAGAUGAAAUUAAUGAAUGAAUGAAUGUUUAAUCUUGAAGGUGUCUAUUGUUAAUAAAGUGGUUAAUUAAAGUUUCUAUCACUUUU